Phycodurus eques (leafy seadragon) is the source of this 3584-nucleotide messenger RNA. RefSeq names its product fasciculation and elongation protein zeta 1 (zygin I) (gene fez1). Gene Ontology annotation, cellular component: cytoplasm; axon. NCBI's taxonomy places the organism in Eukaryota, Metazoa, Chordata, Actinopteri, Syngnathiformes, Syngnathidae. The coding region runs from base 290 to 1501 and encodes 403 amino acids. The record is from RefSeq and is a predicted model, not a curated record. The transcript has 10 exons.
CUGGCUGCCUAUUGAUGGGAAAACAAGGGGUUGUGGGAGGACAGAUAAGGGUGUCUGUGGGCAAACGGGUGAGGGCAGCGUUAAGGACAGAGCUUAAAGCCAUCUAUAUUCCCCUCACUUUUUUAGUAUUGCCUCUAUUCACUGGAUUGAAUGUGGCAUCUGUUCAUCAGUGAGAUUUGCAAUCAAGGGAGCCUGAGACACCGCCUAUUCUUGCCUGACAAGGUCCUGUCAACAAACUGAAGCGUCACAUCCACUGCAGGGCUCAGAGACCGACCCACUCGGGGAAACCAUGGAAGCCCCUCUUGUGUGUUUGGAUGAAGAGUUUGAGGACCUCCGGCCUUGCCGUACGGAUGAGUUUGACCACCCAGCACUCAACCACUCCUCUUACACCUCCACCACCGUCCCGCUGGCCUCCAUCACCCGAGAGGACUUCUCUGAGCUGGAAAACUUUUCCGAGAUGAUGAGUUUCAAGUCUAUGGAGGACCUGGUGAACGAGUUUGAUGAGAAACUCAAUGUCUGCUUUCACAAUUACAACACCAAGACCGAGGGCCUGGCACCGAUACGCAACCAGUCACAAAACCAAGAGGAUGAGGAGCAGCUGCAGGAUGAAGAUGUGUGGGAUGCCCUAACUGACAACUACAGAGCUUCAUGGGACGGCCCAGACUCAGAGGGAUUCAACGGAAAUCUUUCUGAUAAAGAGAUCCAUGAAAAAGAGGAGGAGGAAAUGAAUGAAAAGAAUGACAAUGCCAACUGUCUCAACGAAGAGCCUCUCAUCACAGCAGAUCAGGUCAUUGAGGAGAUAGCAGAGAUGAUGGAGAACUCCCCGGACCCUGGUGAAACCGAGGAAGAGGACGAGGAGGAGAGCAGCCAUUGCUCCUCCAGGACUCACCCUUCGCUGCUGGAGGAGAUCCGAGAAUUGUCCCAGGCCUCCAACAACAACUGUUCUUAUGAAGGCCUGAGUCUGAUGCCCAGUUCCGCCCUGGCUGAACUACUGCACCACGUGGAGGCUGCAAUCCGGGAGUACUCAGAGGAGCUGGUCAGUCAGCUGGCACGGCGUGAAGAGCUGGAGUUUGAAAAAGAGGUCAAGAACACGUUCAUCAGUGCCCUGAUAGAGGUGCAGAACAGGCAGAAGGAGCUUCGAGACAGUAGCAAACGCCGACGCCGGGACAAGGCUUUGAGCCUGCAGGGAGGAAUGGGCGUGGUGUCUGUGACCACAGGGACUACUGGCACCACCGGUCAUGUGGAGAAGACAGGAAGCAUGCCUGUCAAGCGUUUCAGUAUGGAGGGACUAUCCAACAUCCUGCAGACGGGCAUCAGACAGACAUUUGGAAGCACAGGGAAUGAGAAACAGUAUCUGAACACAGUUAUUCCUUAUGAGAAGAAAGGCAGCCCUCCAUCUGUUGACGACCUACAGAUGCUCACAAAAAUUCUUUUUGCCAUGAAAGAGGACAGCGAGAAGGUCCCUACACUGCUAACUGACUACAUAUUAAAAGCACAUUGACGCGGUCCACGGAUCGGCCGACCACAGUGUUGACCACACAGGAUUUGCCAUCGGAAACAUUGAAUAGGUUUACCAUUUAAGAUUUUCGGCCUAGAAUGUUUUCCAGCAGGUAGGGGAAGAAAAAAAAUGAAUCUCUUUUAAGACAGAAUAAUAAGUCAGGACUAUAUGUUAAACGCACCUGACAAUGAUCGCAAGGAGAAAAAAAACAAGCUCAAAUGAUUUCCCGAUUAUGUACGUAUACCCUGCUUUAGAAAUGGUUCUCGAGAAUUUUGCGCAGUAAUGGUAUUUGACAAUAAUAUCACUCGCUAUUUUCAGAGCUACCAAAGUCAGCUGGGAUAGGCUCCAGCAUACCCGCGAUCCUAAUGAGGAUAAGCAGCAUAGAAAAUAGAUGAAUGGAUUAUCUUAUCACAUUAAUAACCGUUGUUUUCCUGCAACAUUUUUGAUAUAGUUCCUUACUGUGUACGUGGACCUAUUGUGGGCAUUUACUGUUUGCAGUUUUAUUGACAAACAAAGCUCAGAGAAAUUUAUAAAGGGGAACUAAACCCAAAGAAGUUUGGGGCAAAAGUAUCUUGUCUGUGUCAACACUAGUCAAUACACGGUAUUCUGAUUAAUAUUGCGUUGGUGGAAUAAGAAUUUAACAGAAUAAUUCAUCAGUCUUUACCAAUGUCAGGGAGCCACCUUAUUGGGCAAUGUCACCUCUACUAUCGAGUGAAAUUAACGUCACAACUUCACUCACACUCUCGCGUAACUACGGCUUGACAACAUGAUUCUUUGAGCCAAAUUUGAGCAAGUUCGGGUUCAAACCAUCAAGUAGUCGACCUGUAGUUGUGCUCGUCAUCGCAGCAAACACAGGGAGUCCGCCAACCUGUUUUCCAGGUUUGCUCUUGUCACGUUCCACAUGCACAGUACUGGAGCUAAAGCAACAUGCAAGAGUAGUCGUGACGUUAAUAAGAGUUUAGGGAGGUUCGGACAUCUAUAAAAUACAAUAACAUUAGCAAAAGUAUUCGCUCACUCAUCCAAAUAAUCGGAAUCAGGUGUUCCAAUCACUUCCCUGGUCACAGGUGUAUAAAAUCAAGCACCUAGGCACGCAGAACGUUUUUACAAUCAUUUGUGAAAGAAUGGGUGGCUCUCAGGAGCUCAAUGAAUUCCAGCAUUGAAUUGUGAUAGGAUGCCACCUGUGCAACUAUACAAGUGGUGAAAUUGACUUGCUCCGAAAUGUUCCACAGUCGAAUGGAAGCUGUAUUAUACGAAUGUGAAAGCAUUUGGGAGCGACAGCAACACAGCCACAAAGUGGUAGGCCACGUAACCUGACGGAGCAGAUGGCGUGGCUCAUAGUACGAAGAGGUCACCAAUUUUCUGUCGAGUCAAUCGCUACACGCCUCCAAACUUCACGUGGCCUUCAGAUUAGCUCAAGAAGAAUGCGCAGAGGGCUUCAUGGAACUGCUUUCCAUGGCCGAGCAGCUGCAUCCGAGCCAUACAUCACCAAGUGCAACGCAAAGCGUCGUGAUGCACCGGUGUAAAGCACGCCGCCCCUCGACUCUAGAGCGUCCGUGGAGACGCGUUCUAUGGAGUGACGAAUCACACUUCUCCAUCUGGCAAGCUGAUGGACGAGUCUGGGUUUUUAGCGGUUGACAGGAGAACAGUACUUGUCUGACUGAAUCAGAAUCAGAAUCAGAAUCAUCUUUAUUUGCCAAGUAAUGUCAAAAACACACAAGGAAUUUGUCUCCCGCUCUAGUACGACAACAGACAGCCAUUUGACAGAGAAUACUCAUUCAUUCAUUCAUCUUCCGGUCCGCUUCUCCUCACUCGGGUCGCGGGCGUGCUGGAGCCUAUCCCAGCUAUCUUCGGGCGAGAGGCGGUGCACACCCUGAACUGGUCGCCAGACAAUCGCAGGGCACAUAUAAACAAACAACCGUUCGCACUCACAUUCACACCUACGGGCAAUUUAGAGUAUUCAGUGAAGCUACCAUGCAUGUUUUUGGGAUGUGGCAGGAAACCGGAGUACCUGGAGAAAACCCACGCAGGCACGGGGAGAACAUGCAAACUCCACACAGGCGGGGCUGGGAUUUGAAGCCCGGUCCUC